Xenia sp. Carnegie-2017 is the source of this 2305-nucleotide messenger RNA. Its product is annotated as G-protein coupled receptor 157-like. NCBI's taxonomy places the organism in Eukaryota, Metazoa, Cnidaria, Anthozoa, Malacalcyonacea, Xeniidae. The coding region runs from base 406 to 1227 and encodes 273 amino acids. Gene Ontology annotation, molecular function: G protein-coupled receptor activity. Gene Ontology annotation, cellular component: plasma membrane. Gene Ontology annotation, biological process: cell surface receptor signaling pathway; adenylate cyclase-activating G protein-coupled receptor signaling pathway. The record is from RefSeq and is a predicted model, not a curated record. The transcript has 3 exons.
UCGCUUGUCAUCUUGGCGGCAUUAACGGAUAUUGCCCGCCCUCAUGAACUCCGGCCAAAUCAACAUGGGGCCACCUCAUUUGCGUUCAAUGAACUUGCGGUUAAGACAUUUCACAUGAUGUUGAAUUGUGUUCGUCUUGUGAUUUCCUCUGAUCUAAGUACUGUAGAUGGACUGUCUAUUUAUCGGUAAUAUAUGACAUAUAACACGAGUUUUAUAUGUGUGUCAAUAGAGCGUGAUUGUCACAUCGUUGCAAGUCUUAACAAAUCGUACUAUAUUUUUGUUUCCGGUUGAUGCAAUUGUUUGCAAAGCAGGCAUAAACACCUUGUUGAGGGAAAUACUGAAACUCGCUAAACAUCAUAGAGCACUACAUCAAAUCUAGAAAUUUUUUGGAGCUCUAACGAAGUCAUGCAAAUUAAGACGACUACUGAGGUUUUGUCGACAACUUUCUGUUGUUUAUCAAUUUGUGGUUGCUUUACGAUUUUUUUUGCGCAUAAAUUCUGGCGUGAUGUUCAGUCGAAGUCGAGAGAUAUUUUACUUUACAUCACAAUCGCCGAUUUCUGUACGGCAACGGGUUAUCUCUUGAACCUCGUCGCCGACUGGAAAUACAUCUGUGUCGUACAAAGUUUCAUCACGACAACAUCAAGUAUUGUGAGUUUUUUCUGGACGUCUUGUAUGGCCUUGUUUCUUCACGCUGUAUCCGUAAAUGCAAACCAAGAUCUUGGGAAACGUCUUAUUUUUAUAUUUCACUGCAUUGCCUGGCCUCUGCCCGUUUUGAUUUGCAUCAUAGCUUUAGCUUUGAACAAACUCGGUCCAUCAUGCGCUGGAACGGUAGAUUGGUGUUGGAUCAAGGAAACAUCUUGCAAAAAUGCUACGGACGAAACUCCUAGGUCUGAAACCGUGCUUUGGAUGCUGUUGGCGGGAAAAUUUUGGGAAAUUUUCACUUAUAUUAUUAUUGUUGUCGUAUAUACUCGUAUUUAUUUCUAUGUGCGAGAGGAAAGGAAAGUGGUUGAGGAUCAUGCAACUACCAUGGCCAUUGCACGCUUUCGUGCUGUUGAGAUGCGAACCAUUUUGAUACCUAAGUUUUUAGUUUUGUUCGUAUAUGGGGGACGCUGCAGUUCUUCGUCUUUGCCAUCACAGGAAGAACGAGAACGCCUGCUUUGGAAAUUCUACAGGCAAUGGGUGAUCCAUCGCAAGGUUUUGUCAAUGCGAUCCUCUUUUGCCUUAUAGCGGAUAAACUCCGCUUUGUUAUUCAAAAAUGUCUCGCGAAAGAUGGCAAUGAACGAGUAAGACUAUUGGAUGAACAAGAAAGAAUACAGAAUCUUCCAAAGGGUGUUAAAUCACCUAUUUGAUGUAUUUCAUUGAUUCGUAAACAAUAUAUUGCAUAUUGAAGCAAAUAUUGUGGUAAAUAAUUUUUCAAAGUGUGAAUGUCCUCAUAAAGAUUGAUCAAGUGUGGAAAAGGCAUUGAACUCAAUGACACUGGACCAUUACUUCCGCCCAUAUUUUUUUAGCCAGCAAUUCAACUAGUGGCAUUCCUUCCUCGUACCAGCACGACGAAAAGUUCAAAUUUAUAACGAGGAAUUAGCGAAAACAAUUGUUUCUAAGGGCGAAAUUUGCCUUCAUGCGAGUACAGGCAAGUUUUCCUAAAGAUAGCCUUCCAGUUUAUUUAUAUUCAAUUAAAUUGGAAAAAGUCGACACGUUCAGGCUACUUUUUUGUGUUGUUUUUGACUGUCUUGGGCUUAUGAUGGCCACAAGCAAAUGAGAUGUGUUUAACCUCUUUGUUUUCGUGUUGAGCGUACAAUUAAAGAGAACGAUUCAUGUGAUGUAUGUAUAUACAGCUAAGUAUCCCCUAUGUUAUUUGUUCAUCUCGCGCAAUACUACGGAAGACUGGGCACGAUCAUGGCAGAAAAUUUUGUGUUUAAAAGUCCCAUUUUCAGUAAUAAUUUCGUAUUAACACCCGGCAUUGAUCUACGAACCUAAACUUAAUCCUUAAUCGUAUAGUACCAAGCUAUGGCCGACAUAUUGGUUAGAGAGAUCAGAUUAUGAAUCAUUUUUGCGUAUUUUUAGAACACGGUGUUAUUACCGUUUUCGCGAUGUAUUUUAAGGCUUUUAAUUUUGCAAAAUGUACGAAAUGUAAAUAGUCGAAACGAUCGUCAAUUAGUUGAAAUUAAAUACAAUUAUUACAUUAAAAGUAUUUUAAUUUGAACUUGUAAAAUUUCAUUGCUCUUGACUUGACAUACUUUGUCUUUAUUGUUCUUGUUUAUUCCAAUAUUUGCUCAAUCUUUAUUUUAUCGUCCGUUUAGCUGUA